Messenger RNA from Cydia amplana, 2889 nucleotides. Its product is annotated as integrin alpha-PS1-like. Gene Ontology annotation, biological process: cell-cell adhesion; integrin-mediated signaling pathway; cell-matrix adhesion. Gene Ontology annotation, cellular component: external side of plasma membrane; integrin complex. Lineage: Eukaryota; Metazoa; Arthropoda; Insecta; Lepidoptera; Tortricidae. The transcript is spliced from 23 exons. Gene Ontology annotation, molecular function: integrin binding. The coding region runs from base 76 to 2883 and encodes 935 amino acids. The record is from RefSeq and is a predicted model, not a curated record.
GUGGCAAGUGCUCCUCGAGCAGAUAAAGAUGGUCAAGUGUUCUCGUGCGAUCUCUCGACCCAAAACUGUAAUCAGAUGUCGGUGCCACUCCCAGCCGUUACCUCCAGAGUUCAUGGGGGUGACACUUAUAACCAUAGUUUCUGGCUUGGAGCUAGUGUAAAGGUUGGCGACGAACAUAUAUUUGUUUGUGCUCCUCGGUGUACUAGCCAAAUACAGGUAGCAGGCAAAGUGUUUGGCGCGAACGGACGUUGUUUUUAUAAGGAUUAUAAAACUCCUGGCAGCCAUUUCACCAACAUGCUCCAGAUCUCAAAUGAGGACCGAUCCAUAAAUCGCACGCAUAACGAAAACGUGACUGAUUCCUUUGGCUGGAGUAUGGACAUAGAUGUGAAGGGUGCGCUGCGGGUCGGGAGUCCAGCUAUCGCUGCAGGUCGAGUGAUGACUUAUAUCUAUCCUUCGGAAUCGGAAUCCUCCCCUCCUAAGAUUUUUAGUGCUACUAACCCAGAUGGCUUCAACUUUGGAUACAGUAUCGCCAGUGGUAUUUUUAUAAAAACACGCGCAAAACAUCCAAAUCCCGAUGUAGCAAUCGGCACACCAUAUGGCGAUUACGGCAUCGGAAAGGUGCUCAUUUUUGACAAUGACCAACAGUGGCAGUCAGACGUGGCCGACCCGGCGGGAGGGGUGGGGUCCAUGUUCGGCGCAGCGCUGUGCUCGGCCAAACUCGACGGCGACUCUAGCUCGCUGCUCGUCGGUGCGCCCGCGCAUUUCAGUGGCGACGACAAGUACCACACCGGUAUCGUGUACAUUUAUAGGCAUAAGACAAAGAAAAUUAUGAAGAAUGUGAAGCAAAUUAAAGGCCCUGGUAAAAAUGGAGCAUUCUUUGGCUACGCCAUUGCCAACAUCGGGGACAUGGACAAAGACGGAAAAGAUGAAAUAGUCAUAGGGGCCCCAUAUGAAGACGAUGGCAAGGGUGCCGUAUACCUGUACGCGGGGUCGGCCCUCGACGACAAAUCAACGACCACCGCCUGGCUGCAGCGGUUCCAGCCAGAGACCUUCCGGAACCUGGGCCUGAGUCUGGUCGCCAAUAAGUAUUCUGACAACGCAUGCAGUGAUCUGGCAAUAGGAGCUCCUGGUAAUGACAGUGUGGCGGUGUACCACUGUUUGACAGUUAUCACCGUUGAUAUAAAUACAAUUGUUCCUGACCUGCAGAACCGUACUGAUAAGACUUCAUUUGCAUUUAAUGUGUGCCUAAAUGCGAAAUAUCCUCCUAAACCAGAAAAAAUUACAGCUAAAUUCGCAGUAAAAGUCAAGAUAACCCACCCAAAUGCUACUUUGACUGAUGCAAAAACAUUUGAAGACUUUAUAGAAUACGAAGAGUUACUCGACAAUAAAAAAAACCCUAACGGCUGCAGGAGCAUUCAUGUAACGACAUCUGAGAACGGAGACUAUGAUCAAGAAAUCGAAUUACUCAUAACAGCUAAACUCCUGGACGAUCCAGCAAAUAGUAAAGUAUUCGAUCCGUCGAAAGCUACCGUGAGCCCCCACAGCAAACUUUGGCACCCCAGGUCCGUGCGGGCGGCGGAGUGCAAGCGGGAACCGUGCCAGCCGAAACUGUCUGUCAAACUUACCACCAACGUACAGAAUCCAUAUCUAAUCGGGUCUUCGUCGACCGUACGCGUCGACGUGUCCGUGAGCAACGGCGACGCGGACACUGCGUACCGGCCAUGCGUGGUGCUGAGCGUGUACGGCGGCGCGGCGAAUGUGUACCGCGCGCCACCGCACUGCACCGUCUAUAGCGACACGCGCAGGAUCUGCCAGCGACAGAGAGCAUUGAAGCCUAAUAGCAAGUGGGAUUUAAACGAAAAGGCAGCGUCUGACCAAAACAUCGAAAUAGGCCUGGAGGCACUGACAAGCGAUAUCAAGAAAAUAAAGGUGGUGGCCGAAGUGUAUAACCGCUGCGAGACCGCCAACGUGCCUGAUGAUAAAAGUUCCAUCGAGUUUGAUCUCAUCACUAAUGUUGACGGAUUGAAGAUUGAAAGUAAAACGGAUCAGGGCGAACCAGUAUACUUCCGUAAAAAUGACUUUAAAAGUGGAAAGAAAUUACAUCAUACAUAUACCAUAUCAAACGUAGGCGAGAUAAACUGGGUUGGACUCGUUGGUGACAUCUGGCUGUACAAAGGACCUCACAUUACUUACGAUAAUUUAAUACAGAUAUACAGCGGCGAGACUGAAAGGCCUUCGUGCGCAGUGAAGAAUGAUAACAAUAAGAGCGACUUCCACGGCUUAAGCUGUGAGUUGGGAAGCCUGAGUCGCAAGGAAACUAUCACCGUGGUCAUACCUAUCACUACGGUACCUAAUGAACUAGAGAAAGUUUUACAGAUAUCGAACGCCACAGUGAAAACAUUCCUCAGAGUAAUCGCUGACAAACAUGAGAGAGAAAAAACAGAACUUACCACUUUGGUGCUUCAAGAAGGGAAAGUGCCUGUCUGGAUUAUAGUGUUAGCAGUUUGCGUAGGCAUCCUCAUCGUUUGCCUCAUUGGAUUCGCUCUUUACGAGUGUGGGUUGUUCCGUCGAAAAAAGAAGGAAGAACUAGUGAGCCUGAAGAAGGAAGUUAAACGUAAAAGCAUGAUGCUGCAACGGCAAUCCAUGAGGCUCACAGACACAGCCCGAGCCGAGCUAAGGAACCGCACUUACCGGGAGCUUCUCGACGAGGCCGAAAUCAAAGAGGCCGAGGAGGCCGAAGAGGCCAGAAAAUCCCAAUUGGUCACCAAGAAUCAGGAGCAAGCUAAAGGGGACAAUGGCUGUAGAAGCACAGUUCUGAACGAAACCCCGUCAGGAUCGCACUAUGAUAUAAGAGCUCAUAUCGAGAAAACAUUGCAAAAAUAAAUUCAU